GAACGGGGAGUGACUUAACCUCCCCUAACAUGGGAGUGCGGCAGCUCCCCCCCGUUUGAUGUAUUUUUUACUUACCUCGUGUAGUUCUGUGGAAAAAACUUACCUCUCUUCCGAUUGGUCAAUUUUCAAUCCCAAGCCUUCUGAUUGGUCGAUUCAAAAAAGGGGCGUGGCUUCACAGGAAAAGCCGCGAAGACCGGCUAUAAAAGGACGAACCGGCGAACACUCUUCAUUCUUCGCCGGCAGCCGACGUGAGAGGAUCGUCUUGGAAAUGGCUGAAGAGAAUCCCGACGGCAGACUUCGCGACAUCCUUCGAUGGAUCCAGGCGGAGGCGGGACAUGAAGACAUCCAGACGCUCCUUCAGCAGUGCCAGCUCGCAUCAUCGACGACGACAGCGGUGACAUCACUUCCGACUGCAGAGCCUCCAGGAUCGCCGUCAGAGGAAGCUGCGUCAUCUUCAGGAGCCGCAUCUGACGUCGCCAUCCAGCGCACCCCAGCUUCACGCGGACCAGGAAAGAGGCGGAUCGUCGCCGUCAAGAGGAACACCAGAGGGAAACAAGCGGCGAAGAAGAGAACCCAGAUGACGUCAGCGGUCUCCGCCAAGAAGAGGAUCGUCGCUGACCCGCCGCAGACAGGAGUUUGGCCGUCGGCUUCCCCCCCUUCAUCGCGAGUGAGUUCCGCCGCUGUUGCAAGUGGUGGGCCGCUCCAUCAAAAGAGCUUUAACACUUCAGGGCCCUUUCCUUCCACAGGGUCCGGGGGAGGUCCGGCAGCUGGCAGCUCCUAUGAGGGGCACCAGGUCAGCAGGGGCCCCCAAAGCCGCCCAGAACCGGGGCCCUCCAGCUGUAACACUAUAGGGCACCCGGUUCUGCCACCUGCCAUCAGGGGUCAUACAUCACCAUCUGUCACCCACAGCGCACCCCAGCCUGCUGGUUUUACCCCUCAGGAGGAGAGUCAACCCAUCCAAGUGAUUGUUCAACGAGCUCUGGGAAAUCGCCAAUUAUUUGGACAAAGAAGGAACACCAUGCCCCCAACAUCUGUGGAAUUUAGUAUUGCCAGAAUUUCAAAAUGGUUAAGUAUGUCAUUGGCAGACAAAACCUGGCAUGCUUACAUCGCAAGCUGGAAUGAGUGGAUGAAGUUCAAAACAAGUUUUCCUAAAGAGCAUUAUCAAAGGGACAGUGACGUCUUAUUGUCUUUUGUACUGGAGCAAGUUGAGGCUCAGUACUCUCUUUCAGCUAUAACUAAAAAAUUAGCAGGCAUAUCUUUCUUUUUAAAGGUUCAAGGUGAGGCUGACAUAACUAAAUCCUUUUUGGUUAAACAAAUUCUUCGGGUGUUGGUAGGAUUACACGAUCUGUAG
Xenopus laevis (African clawed frog) is the source of this 1351-nucleotide messenger RNA. RefSeq lists its product as uncharacterized. NCBI's taxonomy places the organism in Eukaryota, Metazoa, Chordata, Amphibia, Anura, Pipidae. The record is from RefSeq and is a predicted model, not a curated record. The transcript is spliced from 2 exons. The coding region runs from base 59 to 1351 and encodes 430 amino acids.